CGAAUUUCUUGGUAAAACAGUUGCAAUCCUCCUCCAAUCUGAAACCUUUUAGCCUUUUCCCCCGAUUCUAUUGAACAAAUCAACAUGGUCUUACUUGGUUUUCUCUGAGCUGUUCACUUCUGAACACACUUCGAACCAAUUUUUUUGCCUGCCCAAACAACGGCACGGCCUACAUUGUGAAGGAAAGGAUUUGCCCCGAUUUAAUUCAGCAAAUCAACACUGCCUUCCUUUGCUCUUGUUCGAAUUGUUCACUUCCAGACAGCAUUCCGGCCAAAAGUGAGCUCCCCAACGCAUGGCCAUUUGCUCUUCUCCAUUCGAAUAAAUUUCUCUCUGAACGAAUGGACUUUAAUUUAGCAAACCAACAUGUUUUAUACUUGCUUUCCUUCGAAUUGUUCACCCCCGAACAGCGCACGACCUACAUUGUGAAAAUCUGGGCUCUCUCACUACCCAACCGAGUGCCAUCUGGGCCUAACUAAGCCCUGUCAGGCUUCUUGGGCGCAUGGAAUUCCGACGCACUCCGGCGACUGUAUUUCUCGGCCCAUCGCGCACCGGAAUUUCUAGCUCGGCAAUCCGUUGGCGUAAUCGCUCGCCCCUUCUUCCCGCCUCCCUCGCCACCGGAUACAAAGCUAGCCAAGGUUCCCGUCGCCCAGCAUUUGCAACCUGCCCUCUCCCCUUCAGGCCACCGCCUUACCCGCAGCCCUCCUCCUGCCCUCCCCCUCCCACCGCUGCCCCCCUCCUGCCCCGACCGCCGCCGGUGUCAACAUGGACCCGGAGGACAUGGUUGAUCGGGACCGGUCCGAGAUCGAGAGCUCCCGCGCCGACGAGCUCAACGGGCUCGCGCUGCUCUUCAUUCUCGGGGCGUCGGGCGGCGGCGCGGUGGGCCGAGUUCUUGGGGCCGCCUGGCGCGCCAGGCUGCCUGCCGUCGUACCGGCCACAAGGGCCGUCCGAAGCGCCGCGAGAGCAGCCAAGACGCCCACGACACCUCCCGCCGCACCCCGGGCGGGUUCUGCUGCCCCAUCGGCUGGUGCGAGACCAGCGACGACGGGCGCCGCCCCUGCCUCUGCACCCCCGGCGGGCUCUGCUACCCCACCGGCUGUCCCUUUCUUGGAUCCUGUGAAAGCAGUUAAUGAUGCUAUCUCGAAGGUGGAAACUCCUGUUUUCUUUCCUUCCAGGAUUGCCAACACGUACAUUGAGAUCGUAAAAUUACUAUCUCAUGGUGGAUGGUCUGUAUAUCUUCUGGAUAAGUAUGCUGAAAAAGGGUGUUCAGACGUUUGCCCUUUCACAGGUAAUGGUGAGUUCUCCCCAGUGCCUGUCCAGAAGCCAGCAGUGGCUGUCCAGUUGCCUGCUGAGGUGGAUGAGAAGCAUCAUUCGGUGGGAGAUAAGGGGGAUGCAGAGGGAGUUGCUGUCCAGGUGCCCGACAAGGUAAAUGAGAAGCAUCAUUCAGAGGGAGACAAGGAGGAUUCAGAGGGAGGUGAGAAGCAGCCUGCAGAUGGAGACUAUGCUUGCUUUUUUCAUGAGAUCGGCAAAAAGGCGUAUGAUUUGCUGUACCAGGACUAUAACACAGGUCUGAAGAUGGUAUCUGACUGUAAGGUGCUUGACACCGCUGUUCUUUUGUCUGAUGGCUCUGAGCAAGUUGGAAAAGCAUCUUUGGGAUUUGAGUUGUCAUCUGAUACAAAGCUUAUCAAACUUACACUUGAUGAUGUGUUGAGGCCUGGUUUGAAGGGACUUCUGUCUAUUCCCGUCUCCUCCCAGAGCUCAUCGAAGGUGGACCUUCAGUAUCGUCAUCUCGGUGCUUGUAUAACCGGAAGUUCUGAGCUUCAGGGAUCGCCAAUUGUUUCGUUUUCUGCUAUGAUUGGCACGAAAAGCAUUGCUUUAGGUGCUGAUGUUUCGGUCAUCACAAAGUCCCUCGAUGCUUUGGGCGCGGUUGGUUCCCUUGAAACCCAGCUCCUGCGAUUUCCUAAGUACACCUGUGGUUUGGUUCUAUCGGAAGGAGACGUGGGUGCUUCUUUCACAAUGGAAAAUGCCGACGUUCUCACAGCAACUUAUCAUCAGAAGUUAGACGAGACGACGUCCAUCGCUGCCAAGGUGCAGCGUGUUCUGUCUUCCAACGACAGCACUCUUACGGCGGGUUUUUCUCAUUCUCUGGAUCCGAACACAACGGUGAAGGCCAAGCUUGGCAGUGAUGGAGCGGUGAGCGUCCUGCUCCGGUACGGCCCCAAGCCCAAGCGCUACGUCGCCUUCUCCGCCGAGUCCAAUUCCCAAGCGCCUCAAAAGGAUACCAAGUUUGGUCUGUGUGUCGCGCUAGGGGCGUGAGUGCGUGCCCUCACUAGUUUAGGUCAUUGAUUUUUGGUGGUAGCAUGUGAUACAGUAUGUGCUGGUGGAUGAAGUCUCAUGAGCUGCUACUCAUGCGUUGAUUUCUGGUCUCUUAUGAUGUUGAAUUGCCUGUAAUGUUCAUCGGCUGAAUACUGCAAUUCAUCUUGGUAAGGCCAGA
Triticum aestivum (bread wheat) is the source of this 2491-nucleotide messenger RNA. RefSeq lists its product as uncharacterized. Bases 763 to 2313 code for a protein of 516 amino acids. The record is from RefSeq and is a predicted model, not a curated record. Gene Ontology annotation, cellular component: mitochondrial outer membrane. The transcript has 9 exons. NCBI's taxonomy places the organism in Eukaryota, Viridiplantae, Streptophyta, Magnoliopsida, Poales, Poaceae. Gene Ontology annotation, molecular function: voltage-gated monoatomic anion channel activity. Gene Ontology annotation, biological process: monoatomic anion transmembrane transport.